Molecule: messenger RNA, 4683 nt
Organism: Callithrix jacchus (white-tufted-ear marmoset)
Lineage: Eukaryota; Metazoa; Chordata; Mammalia; Primates; Cebidae
Gene: SHH
Product: sonic hedgehog signaling molecule
Biological process (GO): regulation of gene expression; intein-mediated protein splicing; oligodendrocyte differentiation
Molecular function (GO): patched binding; calcium ion binding
Source: RefSeq, a predicted model, not a curated record
UGCUAAAGGCAGCCUCUCUCACAAGCUCUCCAGGCUUGCUACCAUUUAAAAUCAGACUCUUUUUGUCUUUUGAUUGCUGUCUCGCGACCCAACUCCGAUGUGUUCAGUUAUCAGCGGCCGGCAGCCUGCCAUUCCAAGCCCUGUCUGGGUGGGGAGCGGUGGAGAGUCCCCCGCAGCCGCGGCGGGCAAGGUUAUAUAGGAAGAGAGAGCGCGAGGCAGCCAGCGGGAGAGCGAGCGAGAGGGCGAGCCUGAGCGAGGAAGGGAGAGCGCAAGAGAGAGCGCACAGGCACACACCCGCCGCGCGCACUCGCGCACGGACCCGCUCGGGGACAGCUCGGAAGUCAUCAGUUCCAUGGGCGAGAUGCUGCUGCCGGCGAGAUGUCUGCUGCUAGUCGUCGUCUCCUCGCUGCUGGUGUGCUCCGGGCUGGCGUGCGGACCCGGCAGGGGGUUCGGAAAGAGGCGGCACCCCAAAAAGCUGACCCCUUUAUCCUACAAGCAGUUUAUCCCCAACGUGGCCGAGAAGACCCUCGGCGCCAGCGGAAGGUAUGAAGGGAAGAUCUCCAGAAACUCGGAGCGAUUUAAGGAACUCACCCCCAAUUACAACCCCGACAUUAUAUUUAAGGAUGAGGAAAACACCGGAGCGGACAGGCUGAUGACUCAGAGGUGUAAGGACAAGUUGAACGCCUUGGCCAUCUCGGUGAUGAACCAGUGGCCAGGAGUGAAACUGCGGGUGACCGAGGGCUGGGACGAGGAUGGCCACCACUCAGAGGAGUCUCUGCACUACGAGGGCCGCGCAGUGGACAUUACCACGUCCGACCGCGACCGCAGCAAGUACGGCAUGCUGGCCCGCCUGGCGGUGGAGGCCGGCUUCGACUGGGUGUACUACGAGUCCAAGGCGCACAUCCACUGCUCGGUGAAAGCAGAGAACUCGGUGGCGGCCAAAUCGGGGGGCUGCUUCCCGGGCUCGGCCACGGUGCACCUGGAGCAGGGCGGCACCAAGCUGGUGAAGGACCUCCGCCCCGGAGACCGCGUGCUGGCGGCGGACGACCAGGGCCGGCUGCUCUACAGCGACUUCCUCACUUUCCUGGACCGCGACGACGGCGCCAAGAAGGUCUUCUACGUGAUCGAGACGCGGGAGCCGCGCGAGCGCCUGCUGCUCACCGCCGCGCACCUGCUCUUCGUGGCGCCGCACAAUGACUCGGCCGCUGGGGAGUCCGAGUCGUCCUCAGGCAUGGGGCCGCCUCCCGGGGACGCGCUGGGGCGCCGGGCGCUAUUUGCCAGCCGCGUGCGCCCGGGCCAGCGCGUAUACGUGGUGGCCGAGCGCGAUGGGGACCGCCGGCUCCUGCCUGCCGCGGUGCACAGCGUGACCCUGCUCGAGGAGGCCACGGGCGCCUACGCGCCGCUCACGGCCCAGGGCACCAUCCUCAUCAACCGGGUGCUGGCCUCGUGCUACGCGGUCAUCGAAGAGCACGGCUGGGCGCACCGGGCUUUCGCGCCCUUCCGCCUGGCGCACGCGCUCCUGGCUGCACUGGCGCCCGCGCGCACGGACCGCGGCGGAGACCGCGGCGGCGGGGGCGGAGGGGACGGCGGGGACGGCGGGGGCGGCGGCGGCGGCCGAGUUCCCCCGCCCGCGCCAGGUGCGGCAGACGAUCCGGGCGCGGGGGCCACCGCGGGCAUCCACUGGUACUCGCAGCUGCUCUACCAAAUAGGCACGUGGCUCCUGGACAGCGAGGCCCUGCACCCCCUGGGCAUGGCGGCCAAGUCCAGCUGAAGCCCGGGGCCUGGGGAGGGGCGCGGGAGGGGGCGGGGCGGGGCAGCAACAGCAACGCAAAAAGACGCUCGGAAAAGGCGCACGAACCAGACUGAGUUAUAAUAAUAAUAAUAAAGUAGGACAGUCCAAAGUAGACGCUAAGGAAACGAGGACCCCGGGAAGUUUUGUUGUUGUGUUUAGUUUAUAUUUUUUAAUCUUUUGGUUAUUGUUUUAUUUUGGUUAUUUUUCCUCCUCUCCUGGCUAUUUAUUUGUUUGGUAUGAAUAGAUGUUUUAAAUAAUAUGAACCGGACCUUCAAGAGCCUUAAAUAGUUUGUUUCUUGGAUAAUUUAUUAUCAUGUGAACUGUACUCACAGGGGGAGAGAUUAUUUUGUGAGGCCAAGCAACCUGCUCAGAGUCUAUUUUUCUACACGUCCCUCGCCCCGGCCGUCAGAAAGCUAACUUCCGUCCUCGCCAUCCCUCCUUCCAUCUCCUGCUUUCAGCAAGUGCAAACUCAAACGUGCUUCAUGGGGGUCCACAAAUUAUAUUUUUAUACACAGAAUUGUAAAUUAGAUUUUUUGAGAGAUCAAUACUUAACUGAAUGACAUUUCAUUUUUGAAAUAGUGUAAAAUAUGAAAAUAUAUUAUUUUAAUUUAACUAGCUUCCGAUGUCACAGCCACCUCCUCUGCUGUCUCUGUGGUUUCAUAUUCCCUUUGUAUUCACCAUUUUGCCACAUUCUUGGAAGCCAAGACUGUUACACACACACACACACACACACACACACUUUUUUUUGGACAAACUGGAAGAACUCUGUUAUUUUUAACUUCAAAGAAUUUAUUAGAAAAUAAUAUUUUUUAAAAGCGCACACAGCGAUGAGCCCAUGAGGAUGGAGCCUGCAGUUUGUACAGAGAAAAACAAAGGAUGUUUUCGCAUUAAUAAAUUGAGAAAUAACUGCUGUAAAUUUACUAAAAUGUAUUUUUGAAUAUUUUGUAAUAGUUUUAUAGAAAUAAAAUGUGCCAUGCACAGACCGCUUAGUAUCUAAUAAUUAAGAAUUCCUGUUGCAGCCCUUUUUCUUUUCUUUUUUGGCUUCUUUGUUUGGGAAACCCAGCGCUGACUGGUGCUCCCAAUAUUCUAUUUAGAUGUGUUGCUUAUACUGUGAAUUCAGACUGACUGACUUAGGCAACCAAAGUAGGCACACAAAUCAACUUGUUUCUUCUCAUGGCUGGAGAAACCUCAGCUCUGCUUGUAUUUACUGUGUGAAGCUCUUCCUACACUCCCAAAGGUUGGGGGUGCCAUCUGUGGGGACUGCUGUCCCCCUCACCCCACCCCUUAACUAGCAAAGCCUAAUGUGUAAGCCCAGAGGACCUUCUCCUAGGGCUUCUGCAUGUGGUUGCUGGGCAGACCCCCUGGCCCAACCCAGUUGGUGCUGUCUCGGAUCUGUAGAGAGGAGGCUCAUUGUUGCUUUCUGAGGUCCUGUUGUGCCCUUUCCAGAAAGAGUCCCUAGAAUUGAGGACCAGAUUUGAUCUCUGAAGCGCCUGUCCUCUUUUCUUGAGGGUCCCCUUAAAUCAGAGUGGCAAGCCUACCGUGGCAUGGGCCAGCUGCUAGAAUGGCGGGCUUGCUAUUGAGGCCCUUGGGCUAUGCUGGUUGUCUGUCUGACGAGAUCAGGCAUGGGCUGUGAGCCCUGCUGAGUGGGCAUGAUGCUGUGGGCUCUGGGUUGGGAAAGGUCCUUCUGUGAGCCCUGUUGAGUGGGCCCGCUGCUGUGGGUGCCAGGUUGGGGAAGGCCUUCCAUGGUUCCUGCCACCUCGGAGGUUUGGCUGAGAGGGUCUCUGCCCUUGGCUGUUGUCAGGGUCCUCGGUGGGGGACUCCUGCCAGUUCUUUGGCUUACGGAAGGUAUCUGUCAUGCUUUGUGCUUUGGGCCGAAGUAUCUGAGCAGGCUGGGCUUUGGAAGAGUGAAGCUGAGUGAGUGGGGGCCUCUAACAGAUGGACCUGUGAGGAAGGUGGUCCAGGUUUAGGGGGCAGGGGUGAACAGACCAGCCUGACCUGGCCUGGGCUGGCUCCCGAGUCUGGGGCCCGUCCCUGAGGAGUUGCUUUGCAGAGGGUCUCGCCUUGAGUGGCCUUCCCGAAAGGCUGCGUGCCCCGGUGGAUGGCACAGGGCCUCUGCCAGCCUCCCCAGGGCCAGGCCUUCUGCGCAGGAGCAGUCCUCAGCCUUUUUCCGUAAAAGACUUUUCUUUGGUCUCCUAGGUGGUCAGCAGGUUCCAGGCUGGUGUUUACAGUCUCUCGGGGGGUGGGGGGAGUGUGUCUAUUCUUUUGACAGUUCAGUCUGAUUCCAAGUUAGUCCAAAGUGAGCCAGAAGCACUGGGCGAAGCUCUGGCUGUGUUGACAGACCUGCCAACUUGGCCGCGCAGCCCCAGCGGAUGGAGGGAACUCGGGCAUUGGCCAAGCCCCAAGGUGCUCAGGCCAUGGCACAGCUCUGCUGGUGACCAGGGCACCUUGGAGCAGAGCUUCACCCAGAUGGGAAAUCCAGACUCCUGGGUGGCACUCCAUCCUGACAGGCCCGGUGGCAGAGUCUCCAAGCGGCUGAGUGCUGUCCCCAGGCCUCCUGGUCCAUCUUCCUAAGACCCAUUCACUGCUUUAUAUUUAAAAUUCUCUUUCUCGCAGGCAAGGAAAGGAAACCGCUGCUUAGAGAAACUAGGUACAGGGCCCAGUCCCGCCAGGACGCGGUGCCAACUUCUCAUUCAGGAUUGAUGAGCCAAGAGUUUGUGCAAAAUGUGCGCAUGGUGGUUGCUGCCAGCCUCCCUCAUGACUAAAUGCAUAUCUAUUCCUGUCAAAACGUGUAUCAGAAUGUACUUGAAACUGUUAUCUUUGUGCUCUAUUGUUUGAAUAAUUAAAGAAAUUACAGAGGCUCUCUGCAGUGUCUGUUAUGUGGUAGAACCCUG